Molecule: messenger RNA, 1014 nt
Organism: Homarus americanus (American lobster)
Lineage: Eukaryota; Metazoa; Arthropoda; Malacostraca; Decapoda; Nephropidae
Exons: 1
Coding region: 1-1014 (337 amino acids)
Source: RefSeq, a predicted model, not a curated record
AUGAAGAGUGAGGCACUCAUGCACUUCAACCCUCAGCUACCAACCACACUAAUUGUGGAUGCUAGUCCGGUAGGACUAGGGGCAAUGCUAUGCCAAAACCACCAAGGGGUACUCAAACCCAUCAGUUAUGCCUCCCGAACACUGACUCAGGUGGAAAGACGGUAUUGUCAGCUGGAGAGGAAAGCCUUAGCCAUAGUUUGGGCAUGUGAAAAAUUUCAUCUAUAUCUUUACGGGAAAGAAUUCACCAUCAUGACCGAUCAAAAAGCGCUAACGACCAUCUUCAGCCUGAAAGGCAAACCAUCAGCCCGUAUACUCCAGUGGAUCCUACGCAUGCAACAGUACGACUUCACGGUCCAACACAUCAAAGGAAGUGACAAUCCGGCAGACAUACUGUUUAGGCAACCCCUGCCAUUCGAUGCUCAAAUCUCUGAAGAAGAGAAACUGGCAGAGGGAUUCAUCAACUAUGUGGUAGCCAAAGGGUUCCCGAAAGCUAUGACACUAUCUGAAAUUCUCGAAGAAUCAGGGAAGGAUCCGACUAUAAGAGCCCUCGAAGACGCCAUCGCCAAAAAUGAGUGGACGGAUAAACUAGCGGAGCCUUUCAAACACAUACGUGCAGAACUGACAUCAAAACGGGGACUCAUGUUGAGGGGAUCCCGGAUCAUAAUGCCCCAAACACUACAACGACGCACGAUGCAACCCGCACAUGAGACACACCUGGGAAUGGUCAAGACCAAGGCGCUACUCCGAGGCAAGGUAUGGUGGCCAACUAUCAACAAGGACAUGGAGAAGGCAAUCAGACAAUGCAUCCCAUGUGCAAGCCUCGACACAAGAAAACAAGCCAAUCCGGUGAAUAUGUCUGAGAUGAAGGGGCUGUGGGAGGUAAUCCACGUGGACAUACUGUAUGUGGACCUCUCCCUAGUGGUGACUAUGUACUGGGAAUUAUCGAUGCAGGAUCCCGGUGGCCAGAAGCCUUUGUGGUCAAAACUAUCAACACCGAUACCGUUACGACCCUGA